Eucalyptus grandis is the source of this 1424-nucleotide messenger RNA. RefSeq lists its product as uncharacterized. The transcript is spliced from 2 exons. The record is from RefSeq and is a predicted model, not a curated record. Lineage: Eukaryota; Viridiplantae; Streptophyta; Magnoliopsida; Myrtales; Myrtaceae. The coding region runs from base 141 to 1145 and encodes 334 amino acids. Gene Ontology annotation, cellular component: endoplasmic reticulum.
UUAAGUCAAACAAGAAACAAGCAGAUUUUCCGAACUCCCCACCUGUUACUUCCCCUCACGCACGACACUCCAGCUCAAAAAACUCAGAGCUCCACUCUCUCUCUCUCUCUCUCCUCUGGUCUGCUCUGUCUCUCCCCAACAUGGCGGCCUCUCUCUGCUCCGCCAAGCUGAUCGCCGCCUUCCUCCUCGUCUCCGCCGUCCCCUUCGCCUACCUCAUCGCCCUCGAGCUCUCCCCGCCCUCCACCCACGUCUUCCACUACCACGGCUCCGGCUUCCUCCGCGAGUGCGCCAAGUGGGACGCCCCCGGCCGCCGCUUCCUCGUCUCCUUCCUCGAGGGCGGCGUCGGCCAGGUCCCCGUCCCCGACGACGACCACCGCUCGCCGCCGCCGCCCGCCGCCGCCGUGCUCGAGGAGGCCACGAUGAUCAAGGACGCCGACCUCGCCGGGAACGCCUCCCUCGGGCUCGCCGUCGACGCGGGGAGGGGGCGGCUGCUCGUCGCCGUCGCCGACGUGAUCGGGAACAAGUACUCCGCCGUGGCGGCCUACGAUUUGUCAACGUGGAAGCGGACGUUCCUCACGCAACUCAGCGGCCCAAGCGAUGAGAAGUCCUUUGCGGAUGAUGUUGCAGUGGACGCCGAGGGCAACGCCUACGUGACCGAUGCCAAAGCAAGCAAAAUCUGGAAGGUUGGGCCGGACGGCGAGCUCCUCUCCAUCAUCCGAUCCCCGCUGUUCAUCCCGAAGGAAUGGUACAGAAACCUUGUCGGGCUGAAUGGCAUCGUGUACCACCCGGACGGGUACCUCCUAGUCAUCCACACGUUCAGCGGCAAGCUCUUCAAGAUUGAUGUCACGAACGGAGGGGAGGAAGUGAAGGUGGUCGACGUCGUGGGAGGCCCGCUGACGUUCGGGGAUGGUCUGGAGUUGCUGUCUCCUACCAAGCUCGUGGUUGCAGGAAAUCCUUCAGGGAGAUUGGUAGAGACUCUAGACGGGUGGCAGAGCGCUUCUGUUGUGGGGAGGUUCAAGGGCCCUUCGCAUAGGUUGGCGACCGCCGCCACAGUGAAGGACGGAAAGGUGUAUCUGAAUCACAUGUUCGGGCUCGGGUACCCAAAAAAGAAGCAUGCUCUCGUCGAGGCGGUUUUCUCGACAUGAGGAGAGGAAAGGGAUGAACAUUUUCUGGAGAAGAAAUUGGAGUUCGGCUAAAUUAUACCAAGUCCGGCUAAAUCAUACUUUUCUGGAUUCAUGUUGUAUGUGUAGAGAACAGAGGUCGAAGAGCUUAAGGGUAUUCUGUGAAAUGUGAUGGUGCUUUUUUUCUUCUUUGAAUUGGCAAGAACUAUUUAGUUUUGGAUGAAGGGCUGUGAAUUCUGGGUCCUGUCCUCAUGGAUCUGUUUGGCAGGCAAGGGUUAUGCAAUAAUGCAAAGGAUCAGAAAA